Molecule: messenger RNA, 216 nt
Organism: Capronia epimyces CBS 606.96
Lineage: Eukaryota; Fungi; Ascomycota; Eurotiomycetes; Chaetothyriales; Herpotrichiellaceae
Product: glucose-repressible protein
Exons: 2
Coding region: 1-216 (71 amino acids)
Source: RefSeq, a predicted model, not a curated record
AUGGAUUCCAUCAAGAACGCUGCCAACUACGUUAGCGAGUCUAUCCAAGGCGCCGCCUCAACCACCUCCAAAGAGGCGAACAAGAACGUCGCCAAGGACAGCGAUGCCAAGCUCACCACUCGUGCCCAGGCUGCUGGUGACGCUAUCGGAGACAAGUUUGAUGAGCAAGCCCACGACCGCAAGGCCGAUGUCCACAAAGAGGCUGCUAAGCACUAG